AUGGCUAUGCGCACAAUGAAGCGACGCAACGACAACGAUGGUGACGAGCAGAAGACGAAGCCAGCCCUCGACAAUCGUCGAAACAGCUUAGCAGCCGCCAUCGAGGCUGAGAGCGAGCGUGAGUUGGUGGUGCGGGAAAAAGAGCUGUCAUUCCAACAGUUUAAACUCGAGUCGGAGAUGAAUCAGCGAGAACUGGAUCGCGAAGAAAGACAAGAGGAGCCUCGUUACGAUGACAUUGGGAAUCCCCAGCAAACAGGUCAGUUCCAGCACACCACCAACGUCAAACCGGAAAGGCAGCAGGGCAUCGGCAUCGCGCAUAGUGCCAUUGCAAGCUUGGGGCGGAGUUUCUUCCUCUUGGCCCACUUGACCAAGAAAAGAGCGAAUGUGUAG
This is a messenger RNA of Aphanomyces astaci, 390 nucleotides long. RefSeq lists its product as hypothetical. NCBI's taxonomy places the organism in Eukaryota, Oomycota, Saprolegniomycetes, Saprolegniales, Verrucalvaceae. The transcript has 3 exons. The coding region runs from base 1 to 390 and encodes 129 amino acids. The record is from RefSeq and is a predicted model, not a curated record.